AUGUUUGAUGAGGAGUCUGACACUCUGAAGAAGACACUUCUCGAAUACCUUGGGCUGGUUAUUCUUGACGAAGGACACACUUCUCGCACGACCGAAGCACCAUUCUUCAGCAGAGUCUUCCUGGUUUGGGAGAUUGUUGUGAUCCUUCUGAGACCCCCAACGUUGCAGAAGAUUCUAAUUGACAGGAUAGAAGGCUCACUGAGCACUUCUGAAUUUGAACACAAGGUAGUAUUGACCUCUGUGUACCCGUACCUUUUCAUACGCUCCCAUUCAACAAAAACAGAACAGUUUGAAAUUGACCAGGAUGCUUUGGAAGCCUCUGGCCUUCACCCUAAUAAAGGUGUCAAAACAAGAUUUGUCAUGGAGCUUGUCCGCCUCGGUACUGCCAAGAAUGAAAAUUAG
Molecule: messenger RNA, 402 nt
Organism: Fraxinus pennsylvanica
Lineage: Eukaryota; Viridiplantae; Streptophyta; Magnoliopsida; Lamiales; Oleaceae
Source: the annotation of a GenBank genome assembly